CUCCGCCCGCCGGGCAGCGCCCGCCGCGGCCCCACUCACGCGUGUCGUCCUCCGACGCCAGCUCGUCACCCAUGUCAUCUCCUCACGGGAGGGCGGGCACAGCCUCGCCGCCUCAUGGGCGGGCCGACUGCCAGGCUGCAUCGCCGCAGAGCGCCUCUUUCGCUGCUGUUCAAAGGAAGAAGAUGGACUAGGCAUCAGAACUGCCCCAGCCCUGCAGGAAGCCUGUGGUAGAUGGUGGGCUGAGCUGAGCCCUGCUGGCACACUGAGCCAGGAAGCCUGGCCCUCCUGUGAGCAAGGUUGGUGGCAGCCACGUGUGACUGGGACACACUUCUCUCACAGCCAUGCUUUGAGCUGUCAGAAUGCCUAGGACUGGAAACACAGCCCCAUACAGACAGCACAACUGUCAGGGCCAACGUCUCAUUGGGGAAUAUUUAUCUCUGGUGUAUCUGCACUGAUGACUGCAGGCCGUGAACUUGGCUCAUUUCUCCCAAUAACAUAACUAAAAUUCCACACGUGGUACAUGGCUCAGUUCAGCUGCAGAGCACCAUCCCUAAUAGGAAUUGCAGUGUAGCGCCAGGCAGAUAAUAUUAUUCAUGUCUCAGAACAGACCAAAACUCCCUUUUGCAACAUAUUACAUAAAUAAGCAGUGAGAAUUGCCAAGCAGUUGUUGCCAGUAAAGUGCUUCAGUCAGCGUGCCUCGCAAACCUCUCUGUUACCAUCCUAAAUUAAAACCUCCGGCCACGACUGUCCCCAGAUCUGACUCUGCUCAUAUUCAUAGUCGUAUGAGUUUGUAUUUAGCAAUUCCUGUAGCAGCAAGGGGGUGUGGGGUGAGGAAAUGUGUCGUAGCCAGGAAGUUACUGCGUGGCUGGAGGAGGGAAUGGAGAGUUCAGAGGGAAGUGGGCUGCGGGGAAUUUCCUUCGCUUACCACUUGACAUUUAAGUCACUGUGCAGAGCCCAGGCUGUAUUCAGUUUUUUUAACCCUCUGAUCUGGAGAUGGGGGCACAGGAGAGCCAAUAUGAGGAUGCAGAGCAAAUUCUGAGCCUCACAGGGCUGUCUGGAUCUAAUUUAGGUUUAUUAUCGUUAUGGCAUUACUGUUUAUUUCAUUUAACACUGAGUAGGUGAAUGUGACCAGAGAACUGGGAAGAGGUAUAUUAGGAGGAGGAGAUUAAUCUGCCCAAACCUAAAACCUCACAGAUAAAAUCCUGCUGACAUUACUGAGCCCUGUAAAGGCUCCUGCUGCCUGGUUUUGCAAUGUCACUACAAAAGGACAGGAGUGGAAAUAAUAACCCUUCAGCAGCCAACAAAUCAGAGAGAAGGGUGAGGUCAGUGAUACAUGCCUAGGGGACGGUGAUCUCAUCCUGGCCUUGAGUAGGUGACCACCCACAUCUCAGUGCUGCCACACGACUGCUGUGGUCACCCCCUCCUAUGGGAAAGUUUGCUGAGCUCGGGGUGUAAGUGUAGGUGGCUUGGCUGGACACUGAUGAGAGAUCUGCACCGAGUCCCCUGGCAACCCUACACAUCCUUGGAGAGCAGCUCUGCCCCCAGCAGAGCACAGUGGCUCUGUGCCAGCCCCCUUAUCCACGCCUUCCUGCCUGCCUCUUGGACAGGAAAGUUCCCUCGGAUCCUGUGCAAGCCAUCCUCCUUAUCCUAAGAACUGUCACAGGCUGUGGUGAAGCUGGGGGACAAAGAGGACUCUGCAGGUUGAGCAGCUUUGCUGCGCUGUCUUUUGACUUUCAGCUGCCCCUCUUCCCAUGGGAGGCUUUGGGAUCAUGGGCUGCUCAGGGAAUAAAGGCAGAGAGGAUGGGGACGUGCCGGGCCCUGCCUCCUAAGGGCAGUGACUUGACUUUGCUCCUUCAUCUCAGAGACUGGAAUUUCUCAAGUUAUCCUCUUCAAGGAAGGCAGGGAAGAGAGCAGCCAGAGAAAAAAGAAGAAAACCCCACGUAUGAGGCAAGGGAAAAGAAUGAAGUUCAGGCAGUGAUAAAAUGGGACUUUUGUCUCUGUUUUACUCAGCCCCUCUGUGUGCCUACCUGGUCACAAAGAAAUCUUUUAUGUCUGUUCUGCGUGACUCAGAUAAAGACCAAAGGGCCUGACCCUGCCACAGGUCUCCACGUCCCUCCAACCUCCUGGGACCUUGAGGAUGCUCAGCAUCAGGCAGAGACAAGGCUGCCUUCAGAGCCCUGCCCCUACAAACUGGUCUCAGACACAAGCUCCUGCUGCAUUUUGCCUCUAGUAUCCCAAGGAAGUGAAAACAAUUCUUUUCUAUUGCACUAAGACACAAAGGCUGGAUUGAGCUGCCUGAAUCCCCACUCAGCAGUCUCUCCUUCCAGCAAAACAUGGCCUGCAGGGUGUCCCAUGAUGCUGCAUUUGCUGCCCAUCUCCACGCCUCUCGCAUGGCUACAGACAUGCCUAGAGAACAGGGAAUUCCCUUCAGGCCUUCUUCCCUGUAUAGAUUUUAGUAUUUGUUUUUGAAAUUGCUUUUGUAUUUGCUGUAAGGGACAAUCAAUAAGACACUUAAAAUCCUGGUACAGAAAAUCCUACACUCAUGAUUUAAUGCAGAAGAAAAAUACCAUUAGCUAUUCGUGGAGCACACACCGCUACUUAAACAUGUAUGUGUUUGUAAGCAUUUCAGUGCCAGGCCCUGAGGGAGAACAUUACUAAAUACCUAUACAUAUUAAUGCAUAUGCUUAACCAAGGAAUCAGACUUGGCAAAGCUAGAAUUUCCUGAAUGAAAUGUUGAUAAAAGGGAAAAUAGAACUGGUAAAAUUUAAAGUUUUUACUACUUCCAACAAAGACUGCAUCACCAAUACAUACUAGUGGUCUGUGAGCCUCCACUCUCUGUACAAUGCCUGGAAUGCUUGAAAUAAUAAUCCUCUUCUCCAUCUGAGGAUCUCAAAGCAUAUUGAUAAAUCACAUUUGGGUAUACAUUGCUACCACUUUACCGGUGCACAAAUGCAGACGUCAGCUGCACCGCUGAGUUAACACAGGAAGCCAAAGGCCUCGUGGAACCUCUGCUCCCUAGCAGCCAUCUUACUUGGUAGAUUUUUGCCCAGUCAUACGGCACACUUAAAAAAAAAAAAAAAAAAAAAAAAAAAAAAAAAAAAGGAAGAAUCAAAAAGAGAGGGGAAAAAAAAAGUUAAAAUCAAAAAGACUGACUCUUUCUAAUCCGUGGAGUGAUGGCAUGGAUUUGUUUGGCCUCUCUGCACAGGACUGCCUGUUCUGCAGGUGCCCUCUGUAGUUCUGCAGGCUUAGUUUUUAUUCCAGCAAGAAUAUGCAGAGACAAGAAGACAGAAAACAUCACUGUAAAAUGACCUGCAUAUUUGGUUCUUUGUGGGCUUGUGUGCACUGUCACUGAGAUGCAUUGGUAAUUUCCCUGGGAUCUGAAUGCCACACAGCUGUAUGUAUUUGCAUAGGUGCAUCUCUCCUGACAUUUGGGUAUGUAAUGUGUACCUUGCACAUACGUCUUUCUGAACUGAGUCUUAGGUUUACAUCAGGGUGCAGCUGUAGGGUGCUGUAGAUGGAGCCUCAGCAGAUAACAAGGAAUACAUUGCAUCAGCUGGAUGAAACCUGCAGCACAGAGAUGCACGGCUUUCACCCACCAUCUGCUGCAAGUAAUACAAUAGCCAUUUGCAAUUUGCCUUCAGGAGGUAGCUAUGCUUUAAAACAGAUGAACAGAUGCAGUAUAGGGAACCUGCUUCCAAGGCAGGUCAGAGGCACAUUCCAGGAGAUUUCUAUUGAUGAUGCUAAAAUGGUGUUUGUGUUACGCUUAGGCUGUACUUAAAAUGUUAUUGCCAGCAUCUUUUGUUGGCCUUCUCUGCUGUUAUUCUGCACAUACAAACUUCAGAGACAAGUGCAGCUGCUAGCCCUGUGCAAUUGCAUAAACAAGUGUGCCUGCAUAUGGAACAACUGCUGAAGGCAAUGUUAACACCUCUUCAGGAAGGGCUCCAACACUCCAGGGACUGAUAAAAGGACAGCACGUCCAAGUCACCAGCUCGUUUCGUGGAAAUCGGAUGGGUUUCAAUAAGUAGACUCUCAGCUUGCCCUCGGACAUGGAAGCUGGCCUCCCUCCCACAUAACUACUUUGGUCUAACUUAGCUUGUAUUUCUGUUAGCCAAUGUUUUAUUUCCUUGCUUUUUGAAGACUGUUAACCUCCAGUUCAGCAAGCACUGAAUAAUCCUAUUUAAAAAUCUCUCUUCUUAAGAGCCAAAAAAUGCAGAUUGAGAUCAGGAAAUAGAAGCCACCAGAGCACGCUGCACCACAGACUCUCCUUUGACAUUGGGCAAGUCACUUCUCAUCUCAGAAACUUCCCCAGUUGUGAGACACAGACAGCAACACUGCCCUAACUCACGCUACUGGAAGAUAAAUACAGUAAUAAACAUGAACUACAAUUGUGCGGUAACAGGACCCCUCCUGAGUACAGAAAAUUGCCAUUUCCUUCGGUUUCCUUGUUGUAAGUCUGCACAAUCACGUUGUGCUACCAGAUAAUUUUGUAGCAAUUUCCUCUCCUGAGAUAUUUGACUUCACUGUAAGCUAGUUUAAUAGCCUAUAGAUAUUAACAUGAUCCCUUAUUUACAAUAAUGGGGCCUUGUAGCUACUGUAGCUUACAGAUGCAAUUUAUUACAGGAUGUUACCACAAUCCACAGGCUACCAGAAAACAUUAUGUCUGGUUGUUACAAAUGCCAUUUUCCUUGUUGAGACAGUAAAAUAACCCUUUAAAUGAUCGGGAUUUUUCCUUCUUCUGAAUGUCUGUGAAAAUUAAUCUUACUUUAAAAGCUUUCUUUUCCCUUGUGGUAAUAAGAACCUCCAUGUAUCUUGCUUUUAAAGGCAUGUCCUUUAAGGAAAAAAAACAAAACAACCAAGUUGUGUUUAUAGAUUUAAAUCUGUUUGUUCCUGUAGCUUCAGCUGGAGUCAACAGGUGUCUGGGGCACUCGGAUGUGAUCUGCAGACAGCCAGCAGUUUGCAGGACAGGCUGUAUCUCUGCAGAAGAGCUGCAGGUCUCCACACCCCCACCACUCUGCCUGUCUUCCAUGCUCCUCAUUACCUGACUCUGACUUUUCAUUUCAGUAUUCUUGCACUCUUCGUGACAUUUCAAAACCAAGAACAAACGCCUCCUGAAAGCCUUGGGAUGUGGGGAGAGCAGAAGGUAAUAUCAUUUAACCCGAAGUGCUCAUAACAAAUCUUCCAUAUUAGGCAAUACUAUGUUUUUAGAAAAGAGAACCAAACUCUUUUGUCUGUCCUGUUGUUCCUGAAACCAUCACAGCAGUGCAACUGUUGACAUGUUUCCCCAUUCCUCUUCCCUUGACAUGUUGGACAGAAACUGGACGUGCUUUUGUCUUCUAGCAUCCUGAUGCCCACGAAUGCCCCAGUCCCCUCCUGCCAGGUGCCACACAGGCACACAUACCAGCAGGGCUUAGCCUCAGCUGCCCCUGUCUCAGACCUCUCUGGGCUGCAGCUUAUGUGAUCUGCCCACUAAUUUAUUCCUUUGGGGACCUCUGAGGCCAACCCCACUCUUACAGAGCCCUUUCAGCCCAGGAACAGAGCACCAGACUCAGGGAUAUUUCACCUUUCGUUCUCGCAUGAAGAUACAGGGCAGAUUUGGCUUGGUUCUUACUUAUUUCUCAUGGAAUUAGAAACAGCUCUAAAUGAAGCUAUGAACUUAAGGCAUUCAACUUAUCUAGGGAAGUUCAGGAUAAGGCUCCCAGGGGUCCUUCUCUUAGCACUAGCUUGCUCAACCAAAAGGAAGGGAUGAGCCAGACCCAAACUGUGUCCUUGUUUAAGGAUAAAUCAAGCACUCACAACCUCAUCCUGUGCCCAUCGUGGCUCAACAAGACCCUGCACAGCCUGGCAGGCAGUGGCUCCAGCUGCUUGAGGGGUGCCCAACAGCUGCAGGGCUGCCGGUUGUGCCCUCCAGCAGCAGGUGGGCAGUCAGGCUGCUACAAAGCAGUUUUAGCCUUUAAAUGCCAAAAACUACGAGCACAUAUCCUGCUUCCGCCCAAAGUCUUACCCUGUUCACCUUCUCACAGGAUGUCCUGCCCCCGUUUUCUUUUUUCUUUUUUUUUUUAACAAUGAUACUGUCAAAAUAUUUACUGUCUGAAAUAUUUAUGGUAUAUAAUAUACUCUAAAAUGCAGCAGCUGUCUCUUCUUCAUUUAACCUCCCUGAAAGUAUCUGCAGAAGUCCUUCUGAAAGGAAUGGACUGGAAAGAAGAGUGAAAAUCAAAGGACUGUGUCACUGAGGUCUUGAUCCUGCCCAAGGGGGUUAAGCUGUGACCAUACCUCAUCCUCAUAGACCACAAGUUGUGUUUUCCGCAGCUGAACGUAGCGAUCCUUCCACAGUCCCAGGAGUCCUCCACUGCUUUUCUUUAUCCAGCCAAAUUUCUCUGCACUGGGAGCAGGCUUUGGUUUCUCUGAGACCUCCUCCUUUGUAUCCUGCAGGGCCACCAAGAAAAGCAGAAGGGAGAAGUUACAUUGAGAGCACCUUCCAUCCACCUAAUGGCAGUCCCUGGAAAAGCCUGCCCAGCAAAGACCACAGCACCCACCAUGUGCAGUCUCUCCCCAGCAGCUCACAGGGAGAAAGGCUGGGACCAGAACAGCAUCUUCCAGAGAACACUUCUACAAGGGAGAAGAGAUCUCAGGCAACUCCUGCCCCACAGCCCCGACCUCUGGAACAGGGCUGGGGAGCGGGUAUGGACCCUGAGACUGCUGCUGCCCUGCACGCAGAAUCCGGCACGGCUUCUGCCCUAAGCCUUUCCCAGGAGCAAGCAGAGCCAAAUCCCCUUACAAAAACACCUCACCGAACUCGUGACCCUUAAGAGGAGGCCAACCCCAAAUCCUCCAGAGCCCUUCCCAGAACCACACUGUUACCCCAGAUUUGGCUUUCCUCCCAGGACACAGGACCUGUUGUUGCCUGUAAUGGCACUAAGCAGUAUUUUCACAAAACAAAGGAUGCAUGACCAAGGCAGAGUCCCAACCAUCCUCAAAUGGCUCUGGCUAGCUGCUGAUAGGGAAAAAUCAAAACAAAACAAAACAGAGUGUCUGUAGCUCAAACAUCAUGUUUCCUACCAUGAGGAAAUCCCAUGUGCAUCGCAAGGAGUCAGAGCCAGACACUCCCAUGUCCAGAAAGGAGUGGGGAUAGGGCAAGUGAGUACAGACAGCUUCCAAAAAUCCAGAGGAAAGCCUUACUAACAGAUCUGUUUUCAUGCACCCGACUCCCAGCAAACACACCCUUGGAUAGUAUUUGAGUGAGCUGUUCCUUAAAGAUAGAACUUGCACCCAUAAUGAGAAGCAAAACAGAUUAAAUUUGCUGUGUGCAAGCGCUUAUUCCAGCCUCCAGCAAGGUCAGGAAGAGGCUCGAUGUCUGAAACACAACCAGACUGCCUCAGGUCAAGGUAAAUCACACGGAAAUGGCCACCAGCCCCAGUGCACUUUGCAGGAUGAAGCCGUUUCAUGGUGCUGUGCUGUGCUGUGUUUGACAAGGCCCCGCGACAGGAUGACAGCGCACCAACAACUUUUCCGGGAAAUGGGGAGGACUGUGUUUUUUUUAAGCUUGACUUUUUAGGUUGCCAGGAAGUUGCAGUCAGUUGCGAUCUGCUCCUUCAGCAAACAUCAACCGCUGCACCAAUACAGACCUGUUGGUGCAUCAUCCCUUUUGCUGUCAUGCUUGGGCACGGGCUUUGACCUCAUCCCUAGCAGUUCUGCUUGGACACAGCUGCACCACCAGUGACUUCCUCACCUGUCUCCCUGUUACUCCCAAAUGGGUUGGGGUUUUUUGCUGUGUAGAUCAAUUUUCAUUUUUUUCUCUUGAUGGCAGAAUGGCUGCCUGAAAACACACAACAAAUCAGCCUCUCUGUGGCCUUUUUGCUCUGCAGGGUGAAAACCCUUUCCUCUGUGGUUUUACAAUAAAAGUAUUCACUACAAAGUUGCAGCAUUUCACAUCUACUGCUGAAAAAGCGACCCGCCCUCGUCACCGCUUUGGUUGGAGGUUAUUCUCAUGCUUGCGCUCCUGCAAUCUCACGGCAUUCACCAGCUCCCUGCCAUCUCCGGACAAUCUCUUUUCUCCAACCCAUUAGGAUUUCCACUUCUGGGCCUAAUCAUCCCUGCCUGUGCCUGAAGCCUGGCUGCUCACCCCCUCUGUAGCAGGACUGAUGCUUUGACCCACACACGGGGCAGAACGCAUGCAUGGGAUGCUCUCCCAACCACACGGCGCUUCCCGUGGUGCUGGCAUCCCAUGCCUCUGGCUUGUGCAGCCCCUCGAUCUGUCAGCGAGGGAAGGUUUGCCAGGGCAGAGCGCUGGGAGCAGGACUCGGUGUCCGCUCCAUGUUUGCUGCCUGUGAUUCCAUGACUAAAAUUGGAGGGCAGCACAAAGAGAUGAUUUGUUGUUGUUAAUUCAGCUUUCUGCGGGUAUUCCUUCUGCUGGAGGCAAGAAAUGCUAAGAUAGCCAUUCCAGGGUGUUCCCGAGCUGGAUUCGUGCCUGAUGCUGGUGUAAAUCCAUGAGAAUAAACCCACUGACAUCAGCCGAGAGAGCCAGCAUAACCAAGGGAAGAACUGAGUUUUCUGUCACUGCCUGAGCCAGCGGCGCUGGUCCCGCAGCCGGUACAAGUCAUUGGUGCGAUUUAUAGCAUGGUGGCAUUAAAAGUGCAGCACGAGUUGGACUCCGCUUUACCUUCAUGUUUUACAGCUCGGCAGGGAUGUCAAAUUAGGGACGUGGGAUGGCUUUUCAUUUAACCAUUAGGCAGUUAUUUCUGCCUUCCUUCCCCUGAGUUGUAGGGGCCUACAAAACCACAUACUUUCUGUGUCUUCUGUCAACAGCAGAAGCCAACAGUGGGACUGCGGCGGUGCUUUCACAAGUUGCACACACUGCACAGGAGCGUUUUACUCAGCAAGCAAGUGGUACAACUGGUCCAUCCCAUACUGCAGCACGGAUGCAUCUCCAGAUGCAUCUCCAGUUGUGUUCCCGAACUUCAGCUGCUUUCCUACCCCUCCACGUUCACUCCUGACAUGUUGUUGGCACUUCCACAUCUCCACGAUGCAGGAGCAAUACCAGACACCGCACACACACAUGUGAGACCCGGGAAGCUGUGCCCACUCUCAGUAGGACUCAUUUGUGGCUAACGAAGGGCGUGCAGCCCCCAGCCCGGCAGCGCCCGCUGCGUGCAGCCGCCAGCUGGAAGCACUUUUGUGCUAUGGAUUAAUUUCAUGUAUGCCGGCGGAUAAUGACAACUUUCAGUCCCUGCCAUGCUGGGCUGCCUUUUGGUCUCCCCGCUGUCGUGGCCCUUUUGGAAGAAGCCCUUAUUCUCACCACAACAUUUGAGGAGUUAAGCACAGGGGGAGCAAGCCAAGCUCCCAGUGCUGCAUGUCCUGGAGCCUGCAGCCUGCCCUGCCGCACCUUCCUCGUGCAUCAGCAGCAAAACCUCGUCGGGUGGAAGGGAAGAAGGAAUAACCGAGUGAGCAGACGCGUGGAGAAGAGGACCUGCUCAACUUGCCAACAAAUCUGUGGCAUCACGGGGCCGUGAAAAGCUCCACGUGCAGAAUCGCGACAGCCUUUCCCAAAGGAGGAGGAGGAGGAGGAGAAGGACGGCCACUGCCAGGCACCCGGCCAGCACCCAGCUCGCGCCCGUUGGAAGCACAGUACGCAGCAGGACGCAGCGCGGGGUGCCCUGAGCGGCGUGCCACCGGGAGCGGCCCCACUCUGCUCACCCUCCCGCAGCACCCCAACUCAGCACAAGUUACACAAGCGGCGGGGCUGGGGAUGCUGCGGCACCAGCAGAGGAACCCCCCGACCUGGGACCGGCCGCGAUGCCCCUCCCUGGGGCUGAGCUCCUAACGCGUCCCGGUACUCACUUGCUCCAUGAUCGGGACCGGCCGCCGCUCCUCGCCGCCCGCUCAGGGGCUCCGCCGCCGCCGGCGUCCCGCAGCCGGGCGGGGGGACAUGCCGGGCCGGGCCGUGCUCUGCCUCCGCACCAACUUCACGCCGAGCAGCAGCAGCAGCAGCCGAGCGGCAGCACCGGGUUUCCGGCAGCUCCGAAGCUGCGAGCGCGGCCCCAGGGAGGCGGGGAUCCCCCUCCUCCGGCCCCGGCCCCGCCGCCGCCUCGCCUGGCCCGGCCCCCGCCUGGCCCAGCCCCGGCCCCGCAGCUCCGUGAGGCCGCCCCCGCGGCGGGCGAGGGGUGGAAGACGUCGGGAUGGAAGGACCGGGGGUCCAGUCUAGGACAGAGCUCCUGAGAGCACGCAAACAGCAAUUAGCAGUAAUGAGAAGAAACACCUGAUUGCAUCUCCUUCGUAUCAGCUUGGCUGUGGCUUUGGCAGAGGCUCCGGUCUCACCAGUGCGAUCCCUUUGCUAGGUUGGGAUCGCUAUGGUUGAGACUCCUGCCAGGGGCUGCGUGGCACUGCCCUGUGUCCCCGUAUGAAGGCGCUGACACCGCUGGAGGCUCUCAGCUACUGCUUCCACUGUUUGGAAAGAAGAUGGGCAGGAGCAGCACGCCAGGUUUUGGAACCAUUGUGAUGCACAGUGGGCACCCAACUUGUGAGCAGCCCCAUCGCUGCAGCUUUGGGGUGGCUUUGUGCCCCGUUCCCACCUCUCCUCUGCAAAAUUGGCAGCUUGGAAAACUACUACCACUUCCACCACAGCAAAACGUUCAAGCGCUCAACGCUGAGCAGCCGGGGACCGCACAGCUUCCUUCGCAUGGACCCUAAGGUGGAGUGGCUGCAGCAGCAGGAGGUGCGGCGGCGGGUGAAGAGGCACGUCCGCAGUGAUCCCCCCUCACUGCCCUUCAACGACCCGGUGUGGCCCAACAUGUGGUACCUGCACUGCGGGGACAGGAACAGCCGCUGCCGCUCGGAGAUGAAUGUGGUCGCUGCCUGGCAGAGGGGCUACACCGGCAGGAACGUGGUGGUCACCAUCCUUGAUGACGGGAUAGAGAGGAACCACCCCGACCUGCUGCAGAACUACGACCCUCUCGCAAGCUACGAUGUCAAUGGGAAUGACCAUGACCCAACGCCACGCUACGAUGCCAGCAAUGAGAAUAAGCACGGCACGCGCUGCGCGGGGGAGGUGGCAGCAGCAGCCAACAACUCGUACUGCAUUGUGGGCAUUGCCUACAACGCACGCAUUGGAGGCAUUCGUAUGUUAGAUGGAGAUGUAACAGAUGUUGUUGAAGCGAAGUCGCUUGGCAUCAGACCCGAUUACAUUGACAUUUACAGCGCGAGCUGGGGGCCAGAUGAUGAUGGGAAGACAGUUGAUGGACCCGGCCUAUUGGCCAAGCAGGCUUUUGAGCAUGGCAUUAAAAAGGGUCGCAGGGGCUUGGGGUCCAUUUUUGUCUGGGCAUCAGGAAAUGGCGGCCGGGAGGGCGACUACUGCUCCUGUGAUGGCUACACCAACAGCAUCUACACCAUCUCCAUCAGCAGCACCACCGAGAACGGCUACAAGCCCUGGUACCUGGAGGAGUGUGCAUCCACCCUGGCCACCACCUACAGCAGCGGGGCCUUCUAUGAGCGGAAAAUUGUCACCACCGACCUCCGGCACCGCUGCACUGAUGGCCACACCGGCACCUCCGUGUCUGCACCCAUGGUGGCUGGCAUCAUUGCCUUGGCUUUGGAGGCAAACCCCCUGCUCACGUGGAGGGAUGUCCAGCACCUCCUGGUCAGGACCUCACGGCCAGUACACCUGCGGGCAGCCGACUGGAAGACCAAUGGAGCAGGGCAUAAAGUUAGCCAUCUAUAUGGCUUCGGCCUGGUUGAUGCAGAAGCUAUAGUAGUGGAAGCCAAGAAAUGGAAGACAGUGCCACCCCAACACGUCUGCGUGGGAAGCCUGGACAGGGUACCCAAGUACAUCCGCCCGGACCACGUGCUGCGCGCCAGCACUCUGAGCAGUGCCUGCAGCGAGCAGCGCGAGCAGCACGUGCUGUACCUGGAGCACGUGGUGGUGCGGCUCAGCAUCGCGCACCCGCGCCGUGGUGACCUGCAGAUCAGCCUCGUGUCUCCAGCAGGGACCAGGUCACAGCUCCUGGCCAGGAGAGUGUUUGACCAUUCCAAUGAGGGUUUCAAGGGCUGGGAGUUCAUGACGGUGCACUGCUGGGGCGAGAGGGCAGCUGGCGAGUGGACACUGGAGAUCCAGGACACACCAUCCCAGGUGCGCAGCCCCACUGCGCAAGGGAAGCUGAAGGAGUGGAGCAUCCUCUUCUACGGGACGGCUGAGCACCCCUACAACACUCCAGGGGCCCCCCAGCCCCGCACAAGGACACUGGAGGUAUCGGAGAUGGAACCAUCGAGGGCUGCCUUCCUGCAGAGCCAGGUAGAGAUGACGGAGGAGGAGGAGGAGGAGUAUGCAGGUCCCUGCCACCCCGAGUGUGGUGACCAGGGCUGCGAUGGCCCCAGCGCCGAUCAGUGCCUGAACUGCAUCCACUAUAGUCUGGGCAGCGUGAAAACUGGCAGGAUGUGUGUCAGCUCCUGCCCAGCAGGGUUCUUUGGCGACAAGGCAGCGCGGAGGUGCCGGCGGUGCUACAAGGGCUGUGAGAGCUGUGUUGGCCGGGGCCCAGGGCAGUGCACAGCGUGCAAGAGGAGCCUCUACCACCACCCUGAGAUGGGUGCCUGCCUGCCCCUGUGCCCCCCCAGCUUUUACGCCGAGGAACGUCAGAAACGCUGUCUGAAAUGCCAUCAAAGCUGUAAAAAGUGUCUCGGCGAGCCGGAUAAGUGUACUGCAUGCAAAGAUGGGUUCAGCCUGGUGGGAGAGAGCUGCGUGCCUGAGUGCCAACCUGCCAUGUACCUCAGCCGUGAGCACCGGCGCUGCGAGACCUGCCCUGCUGGCACAGGACCAGGUGAGGACGACUGCACGCCCUGUACCCCUGACACCUCUGCACCUCACUGGCGCUGCGUUCCUGCCUGCCGGGAGGGCUUCUAUCCCGCCGACAGCCACGGGCUGCCCAACAAGGUCUGCAAGAGGUGCGACGAGCACUGCUCCGCCUGCGAGGGCUCCAGUGGGAACUGUGUGCGGUGUAAGGAUGGCUUCAGCCUUCUCGGUGGCUCCUGCGUGACCAACGAGACCUGCACCAAUGCUGACAAGACUUUCUGUGAGAUGGUGAAAUCAAACAAGCUCUGUGAAAAGAAGCUGUUUGUGCAGUUCUGCUGUCAGACGUGUCUUAUGGCCGGGUAAAGUCCAGCGGUCGCAUCCAGGACUUCCAGCGACUGCCAGCCCGGUUUUGCCAAAUGUUUAGGACAAAAGGUUUAUUUUUUCAGCUUUGGGAGAGUUUACAUGGUGCUGUCGUAAGUUUGAUGGCUUUAAUAUCACUGUCAGCUUGUUUCUAUAGCAAUACGUUAAGCAGAGAGCGGAUCGUAGCCUGAAUGAUGGAGACCUGGGCAGGCAGUGAUAUUAAUACUCUCAAACACUCCUCAUGAGCAGGGAGCAAGGCAUGACCCGUGCACCCAAGUUUGGUUCUGCACAGAAAUCCUACAGAUGUGUGUGCUUGGAGUGGCCGAGGGGACAUGGGACAGCACACACAUGUGGUUCUGGCCCCGCUUCGUGCUCGAUGACAGCCCCAGAGACCUGCACUGCUGCCAGCCAGCGCCGUGCUCCAUACCCAUGGGAAACGACGAGCGGGCACUGCCUGGAGCGGGCUCUAUGCCGCUCUGCCACCCUGUUCGGAUCCAGCUGCUUCUCCCUGGCUGUGAGUGUGGCAACGACUGGAGCUCCACAGAGCAAAGCCCCUUGUGUGCAGGCAGAGCCGGGUGCCUGCAGGGAGGGUUCGUCCACAAGGAGCAGCGUUAUGGCAAAAUGCAUUUUCCUCCCCAAACGCUGAGUCGACGUUUAGUUGGGGAAGGAGCACCGUCCUUCCUCUCAGAGGUGGUUUCCCAGUUCAUCUCUUCCAGCAUUUUGCAUCACCAUCCUGCCUUUUGCUUGGAUACAUCCCAGCCAAGGCAGUGAUUUUCUUUCCCCUCUGUUUCCAAAAGAGACAUUCCAGGGAUCUGGCCAGGAAACUCUCAGUUCCACAAACCCUCCCCCAAACAACCCUCUCCAUGCUCUCUCUUCCUAGUACGUCACGUGGUGUUUAUACAAUUGUGUUUAAAAUAUCCUUGGCUAUGUUGUUUUACAGAUUUUUUUAAAAUAACUUAUACGGUCCUUGUUUUUCUCUGUAGACUAUUUUUUUAUAUGGGGAGUGGGGAAUCUUCGGUGUCCUAUGUCCUUCUCCUCUCCGACCUUGCAGAGAUGCUCUUUUUAACCAAACAUCCACGGUAUUUCCCUAUGCUGCAUGUUCUGAUUUUCACCGUUGAUAGAUUGAAUGAGUUAAACCUUUUGCCAAUGAAACUCACAGUGUGAAUCAAGUCUGGUUCCUGUUGGAGCUGGGCUGAUCCCUGCUUGUUCCCCAUUGCCACACUGCGCCCUGCCCAGGCUUGCCUCUGUGGGGCAAAGAGGGGAGAGCCUCGCCUGAGAGCCUUGGGUGAACUGACCUUUAAGUUAAUAAACUAUUGAUCUUCCCUGA
Gallus gallus (chicken) is the source of this 14462-nucleotide messenger RNA. RefSeq names its product proprotein convertase subtilisin/kexin type 6 (gene PCSK6). Gene Ontology annotation, cellular component: membrane; cell surface. NCBI's taxonomy places the organism in Eukaryota, Metazoa, Chordata, Aves, Galliformes, Phasianidae. The record is from RefSeq and is a predicted model, not a curated record. The coding region runs from base 10673 to 13138 and encodes 821 amino acids. The transcript is spliced from 25 exons. Gene Ontology annotation, molecular function: serine-type endopeptidase activity. Gene Ontology annotation, biological process: peptide hormone processing.